Microcebus murinus (gray mouse lemur) is the source of this 5671-nucleotide messenger RNA. Lineage: Eukaryota; Metazoa; Chordata; Mammalia; Primates; Cheirogaleidae. The record is from RefSeq and is a predicted model, not a curated record.
CGUGGAGCUCCAGUCCGGUGGCCGCCGGAAGCGUCGUGUCUUCGGUCGCCCGGGCGACGGUGCUGGCCGCGCGCGCAGGAGCAGUACGGGAAGGGGGUGGAAGACGGAAGUGAAAAUCAGUUUGUCUUCAAAACACAAGUUGCCUUUUCCUUCAAGGCGAAGCUUCCAGAAGAAAACAUCCCCUCCCUGCCCUGCCUGGGGGAAAUGGCAGCUUUGAACCUGCCAGUGGUUCUGCAGAUCUCGCUGGCUUUUAGCUGAGUUCGGUUUGCAGGGUUAGAAACAUUUCAAGUGUAAACGAUGCAUCCUGCGCAGGAAUGGGGGACAUGGGCUGCUCUGUUCCAGUCACUCACGGCUCCACCAGAGUCUCUAGCUGGGAGAGCUCACGCCAAGAGCAGGGGAGGAGGCUUCUCUUUGUUCCUCCCAGACCUGUGCUUGUGUUUCUUUGAAAUCUUCUCAGCUAAUGCCUUGUUCUCCCACCCUUCUGUCUCCGCAGCUUCCUUCCCCCUUCAGGCUUCCCAGACCAGUGUUGCUAAGAAAAAAGCUUCAUGUCUGCUUCUGCUUGUUGAGUCAGACACUGCCAUGUGCUGGGUGCUGCUCUAGAUUCUGGAGAUACAGCAGCGAGCAGACAGAAAGCUUUGCCUGUGGGGAGCUUACUUCCCAGUGCUGCCAGUGACUGUCACCUGGUCAGUCUGUGCCCGGUGGACAUUUUCCAAACGCCCUCUGUGGGUCCAGCUCUGUGCCAUGGAGAGCAGGAUGCACCUGAAGCUGUGGUCAUAGGUUUAGGGGCCACGGGCCUCAUCCUUGUCUUCUAGAGACUUUGCCCCUGCACCUUGCACUUUCUGCACUGGGCGACCAGCUCCCUUGUGCCGUGGGUGUGGGAGCAGAGACCAGGCAGUUGGGUCAUCUUGGUGUCCAUCUACUCCACCUAUGCGGUGGUAGCCUCAGAGCAGGCAAGAGACAUUCACGGGCCUUUGGCACCUGGCAGAGCACAGGGCAGGUGUUUGUGGGGUGCAGGAGGGUGCAAGGGUGCAGCCCAGGGCUGGGCCUGAGUCUGAAUCUCCCUGGAGAUCCGGGUACCUGCUUUGGAACAGGCUUCUGCCAUCCUCUGCAGGUGCAUGUGUCUGAAGAAGAAUGAGAUUCUGGCUCUUGGUUUCUAACAUCUCAUGAUGUAUUUUGGAGGCAGGCAGACGUCAUGGAUAUAGAUGCUGAAAGAGAGAAAAUAACGCAGGAGAUCAAGGAGCUAGAAAGGAUUCUGGACCCCAGCUCCUCAGGUAUCCACGUGGAGGUCUCCGAAUCAAGUCUCGAUUCAGAUUCUGAAACAGACUUGCUGCCUGGCGAGGGAUUGGACGCCGCAGAUCCCCCGAUCUUGGAAGAAGAAAGGUGGGGUGAAGCCAGCAACGAUGAGGAUGACCCCAAGGACAGAGCUCUCCCUGAAGACCCAGAGACCUGCCUGCAGCUGAACAUGGUCUACCAGGAGGUCAUCCGUGAGAAGCUGGCAGAGGUCAGCCUGCUGCUGGCACAGAACCGGGAGCAGCAGGAGGAGAUCAUGUGGGACCUGGCUGGGCCCAAAGGCCCCAAGGUGCAGGGCAGCAAGAGCCUGCCCCCGAACGUGUACAUAGGGCACUUCAUGAAGCCGUACUUCAAGGACAGGGUCACCGGAGUGGGGCCUCCUGCCAAUGAGGAGACGCGGGAGAAGGCUGCCCAGGGGAUCAAGGCUUUCGAAGAGCUCCUUGUGACCAAGUGGAAAAACUGGGAAAAAGCCUUGCUCAGAAAGUCAGUGGUGAGCGACCGCCUACAGCGUCUGCUGCAGCCCAAGUUACUGAAGCUGGAGUACUUGCACCAGAAGCAGAGCAGAGUCUCCAGUGAGCCGGAGAGGCAGGCCCUGGGCAAGCAGAUCCAGGAAGCUGAGAAGGAAGUCCAAGAUAUCAACCAGCUCCCAGAAGAGACCUUGCUGGGAAACAGGCUGGACAACCAUGACUGGGAGAAGAUCUCCAACGUUAAUUUUGAAGGAGGCCGUGGUGCGGAGGAGAUCCGAAAGUUCUGGCAAAACUCUGAGCACCCGAGCAUCAACAAGCAGGAGUGGAGUGGGGAGGAGGUGGAGCGGCUGAAGGCGAUUGCAGCCUCACACGGCCACCUCGAGUGGCAGAAGGUGGCAGAGGAGCUGGGGACCCGGCGCAGCGCCUUCCAGUGCCUGCAGACCUUCCAGCGGCACAACACGGCCCUGCGGCGCAGGGAGUGGACGGAGGAGGAGGACCGCAUGCUCACCCAGCUGGUGCAGGAGAUGCGCGUCGGCAGCCACAUCCCCUACCGCAGAAUUGUCUACUACAUGGAAGGGAGAGACUCCAUGCAGCUCAUCUAUCGCUGGACCAAGAGCUUGGAUCCCAACCUGAAAAAGGGGUACUGGGCCCCAGAGGAAGAUGCUAAGUUGCUUCAAGCUGUUGCCAAAUAUGGGGAGCAGGAUUGGUUUAAAAUCCGGGAAGAGGUGCCAGGUAGGAGCGAUGCCCAGUGCCGAGAUCGCUAUUUCAGAAGAUUGCAUUUCAGCUUGAAAAAGGGACGUUGGACUUUAAAAGAAGAGGAACAGUUAAUUGAAUUAAUAGAGAAAUACGGUGUUGGUCACUGGGCAAAAAUCGCUUCCGAACUGCCCCAUCGGUCGGGCUCCCAGUGUCUGAGCAAGUGGAAGGUCAUGAUUGGGAAGAGGCAGGGUCUGCAGAGGCGGCGGCGGAGGCCCCGUCGCAGUGUCCGGUGGAGCUCCAGCUCCAGCAGCAGCGGCGGGGACACCAGCAGCAGCGGCGGCGGCAGCACCAGCAGCAGCAGCAGCAGCGGCAGUGGCAGCGAGGAGUCGGAGGCGGAACUGCAGCAGGCGCAGGAGGGCGGCAGAGAGCUGCCGUCCCCCCAGUACGUGGUGCCGGACAUGGACCUGUGGGUUCCUGCCAGACACAGCACCGGCCCGGCGUGGAGAGCAGGGCCAGGAGGCCGGCCGGGGCGCCCUGCUGCCUCCCUCGGCCCUCCCAAGGGGCCCGGUGCCACCCAGGGCAGCAGAGAGGAAACUUCCGCCCCCACAUCGGCUCCCCAUGAGCAGCUGGGCCCCUCGCAGGCCCCCUCCGGCGUCCACAGCACCGCCCUGCGGGGCGUCCAGGACUCACGCGCCGCGGACACGUUGCUGGCGCGCUCAGAGGAGCUGGCCCUUGAGGAUGGGAGCCGGCUGCUGAAGGUGCCCCUGGAGACCGUGCUGAGGGUGCUCAGGACCAACACAGCCACGCGCAGCCGCACGCUGAAGGAGAAGCUAAAGCAGCCGCCCCUGCCCAGCUCACCCCUAGGGGCCAGCUCUGGUGACAGCGCUGCCCGGUCCCACGUGAGGCAGCUGUGGCACGGAACCUUCCAGAAUGGACGGCGGCGCUGGAGACAUGCUCUGCACCAGAGACUCCUGGACCGCAGGCUCCUACUGGCUGUGACCCCUUGGGUGGGCGACGUCAUCCUGCCCUGCACGCCGGCUCCCCGGAGACCUGCUGUGGCGCAGACCCGAGCCGAUGGCCUCGGGAAGCAGCUGCAGCAUGCCCGCCUGGCCAGCACCCCAGUGUUCACGCUGUUUAUCCAGCUGUUCCAGAUCGAUACUGCUGGCUGCAUGGAGGUCGUUCGAGAGAGGAAGGUGCAGCCACCCGGGCUGCUCCAGGCUGGCACCCAGGACCCCCCUCCGCGCCCUGUGCAGGCGCUUUCGAGAGCCCCGAGCACCCCAGGCUGCCCCUUACCCAGCGUGACAGCUCAGAAAGCUGCAAAGCCUGCCGGCCGCCGGACAGAGUAUGCCACACCCCCGGUGCCCCCACCGGCUCUGAGCGGCCCUCGGCCCAAACCCAAGACCGUGUCAGAACUGCUCCGGGAGAAGCGGCUUCGAGAGGCCCGGGCCAGGAAGGCCGCCCAGGGCCCCACGGUGCUCACGCCCCGGCUGCUGCUGUCCUCGCCUGUGAUCCUCCAGCCCGCUCUGCCGCCGGCCCCCCACGGGCCCCCAGCUUUGGGUCCCGCCCUCUCCAACCCAGCAGCCUCUGGGCCCGGGGGCCCUGCAGCAGCCAGUCUGGGCACUUCCGCCUCCUGGCAGGGGGCUGGGACUUCAGCCAAGGACGAGGGGUCCUCCACCCUGCAAACCCUGUCCCUAGCGGCUGCGUCUGGAACCCCCACCCUGGGCCCAGGCCAGGUCACCGGGAGCUGCCACCCGAAUAGUCUCGGACAGUCUCAGGUCCCUGCCACAUCCCGGAAGCAGGGCCUGCCGGAGGCGCUGCCCUUUCUCCCUGCGGCCCCCAGCCCUGCUCAGCCACCCAUCCAGCCCCUCAGCCUGACACACAGAGCAGGGCCACACGUGGCAGCCAACGUCCCUCUCCCUGUCACCUGGGUGCUCACGGCCCAGGGGCUGCUUCCUGUGUCGGUGCCAGCAGUGGUGGGCCUGCCCAGGCCAGCAGGGACCCCUGACUCCACAGGGCUGCCAGUGACCCUGCUGCCUCCCCUGGCUGAGACGCGGGCAGCCCAGGGCCCCAGGGCCCCGGGGCUGAGCUGCCCUGGGCAGCCCCAGACCAGUGUGGACGUGGGACCAGACUCUUCCCCUGGGACAGGCCCCUCGACCCCUGCCACAUGUCCCUCGUCACAGAGGCCUGCAGAUGUGGAUGGGGAUGUGGCCUGUGUGGCCAGGACGUCGCCCCAGGCGGACCACCCUGAGGCAGAGCCCCUGCCGCCCAGCCCGCUGCCUGCCUGUGGUGUUGCCGGCCCAGGGAGUGACCCAGGAGGGACACCAGGGCCCCCCUCAGGGACACGGGAGCCCAGGGGGCCUCAGCCUGGGCAUGAGAAAGGCUCCCUGGACCUGGGCCUGCUCUCCCACAAGAGUGAGGCGGCCACGCAGGAGUGGCUGCGGGGGCAGGGCGGGGUGUGUGUGCCCCCCCUGGGGAGCAGGCUGCCCUACCAGCCCCCCGCCCUAUGCAGCCUGCGGGCACUGUCCGGCCUCCUGCUCCGCAAGAAGGCCUUGGAGGACAAGGCCACCUCCCUGGUGGCCAAUGGGGCAGCCAGGGGCCAGGCCGAGCCCCGGGCAGGAGCCCUGCAGGCCGCUCUUGGGCUGGUGCGGGCGCAGCUCCAGGACAACCCUGCCUACCUCCUGCUGAAGGCGCGGUUCCUGGCAGCCUUCGCCUUGCCCGCGCUGCUGGCCACCCUGCCCCCCUGCGGCGUCCCCACCACUCUCUCAGCAGCCACAGGCGUGGGCUCCGAGAGUGAGGACGAGGGCCUGGACGAGCCGGAGCUCACCUCGGCCAGGAGCCCCGAUCAGCCAGCCCCAGGCCCAGGCGAGGGCUCCGCCCCCUCCUGCCCGGACACCUCUGCCGACCUGGACACAGACCUGCACGUGCUGAGGACCCGGCGUGCCCGGCAUGCCCGGAAGCGCAGGCGGCUGCUGUGAGGGCAGGACAAGGACACCCCAAAAGCCACAGCUGCAGCUGAGGAGAGGCAGGGCCCCAUCAGCCCCAACAGCUGCCACCGCCCCACAGGAGAAAGCGCCAGAGGCCAGGGGAGCCGGUGCCGGACCUUUGUUGGCAGUGGGGGGGGGCCUCAAACAGACCAUGUCAUCACGGGCAUAGCUGGUCCCCAAGUGCAAACCUGACCAUUUGAAGGAAUAAAGUUCUAUUUUUUAAUUAAAAAGCAA